AUGACGGGAACGACGCCGCGGCGUUUUCUCAGCGUGUUUGUUGCGUGUCGCAGCGUGCCUCUUAUAGCUAUAUUGUACUACAUAUUUGGCGCCGCGGCCUUUGGUCUGGCUCGCGGUAAAACUUCACUAGACAUCGCAUUAUUCCCGCUAGAGUUCACCACCAGCGGGGGAUUGGAACGCCAGACUAGGUCCGAUAAUUCCUGUCUUAAAGUAUAUAGAUAUUGCAAAGCUAUCUUAGCGGCAUCCAAUAGACCACCACAGAUGGACCCAACAAAGCCGAUGCUUAACCAGGAUUGCUGGUCAAGUGCAAUAAGAUACCGCGGCCUUGACCUGGAAAAGCAGAAGGAACGGGGGGCGGGGGUUUAG
Messenger RNA from Spodoptera exigua (beet armyworm), 366 nucleotides. The record is from the annotation of a GenBank genome assembly. NCBI's taxonomy places the organism in Eukaryota, Metazoa, Arthropoda, Insecta, Lepidoptera, Noctuidae.